Fusarium redolens is the source of this 1574-nucleotide messenger RNA. RefSeq lists its product as uncharacterized. NCBI's taxonomy places the organism in Eukaryota, Fungi, Ascomycota, Sordariomycetes, Hypocreales, Nectriaceae. The transcript is spliced from 2 exons. The record is from RefSeq and is a predicted model, not a curated record. Bases 1 to 1302 code for a protein of 433 amino acids. Gene Ontology annotation, cellular component: membrane.
AUGCAUGGCCCCUAUGUCGGCACGCACCGGGCCUCGCCAGACGACGAGGAUGUUGCAGUGGAGAUGUCAAUAAUAAGAACGCGAACAAAUGGCCCCAAACCCAAGGCUACCGCAGUGGACAUGAUGAAGGCUUUGAUCCCCGCAGCCAUUAUGAUCCUUGGUAUCUUUUGGAUCAACGCAUCCCACAUCUUUGGUCUCUUCCAUAAUCAAGGCGAAUACGUCAAGCGGGCGAAAGUUGCCCUUGCUGACUUCGAUGGUGGUGACUUCGGUACAGCACUGCGAAUUGCGGCAGCGGCGAACAAUCAAUCCUACGAGUUCCCAACCUAUAUCAACGUCAAUACCUCGUCAACAUCUCCAGAUCAGAUCAGGCAGGAUGUCUUCGAUGGGAAGUACUGGGCCGCGAUUGUCGUCCAACCGGGAGCAACGGCUCGAUUCGACGAAGCUGUCAACGGUACCACCUCUUCAUACGAUCCUAGCGAUGUCUACACCUACUAUCUGCUGACAGCCAGAUACUACACGUUGUAUGCCGGUGGCAUACAGUCAUCAACCAUCACUACGGCAAGCGCAGCCGCCGGAAUAUUCAGCGCACAAUUUAUCGGACCCAAACUUGGCAGCGGGGAAUUCGCAAACACAACCGUAUCCCUGAGCGCGCUGACGACUCCAGCACGAGCUGUCGGUGCCAGUGCAUCGAUCCACAAUUUCAGCGACAUGGACGAUAAAGCCUUCCUCAACACCAUUGGGGCCGUCUUCCCAAUCCUGAUGCAAUUUUUCUUCAUCAUGGCUUGGAACGGUAUUUGCAACGGUAUGCAUCUCUACGCCGCCUACGAUGUCAAAACGCAUAUCUACGCCCGGCUCUUCUGGAGUAUCUUCUGGCCUCUCAUUUGUGGUCUCUGCUCCACAGGCUGGAUGUACGCAUUCCGCGGCUCCUACCCCUUGGACGCAAAGAUGUUUUUCGCAACCUGGGCUGUCACUUGGGUGUUUGCCAUGAUCAGCUUCGAUGUCUUGGACGUUAUCACUGGCUACGUGCCCAUUGCGUUUGUCACGUUUUGUUUCCUAACUUGGGUUGUUUUCAACGUCGCUGCUGCCAUCGGUGCACCUGACCUCCUCAACAACUGGCUGGCUUAUCUUGAUGAAGGCUUUGUCACCGUUUGCAACCAGGUACCGGAUCAACAAGGCGAAGCAUGUGUUCCGGUACUUGCACGAGAAGGAUGCCCUCGAUGCUCCACACUAAGUUUCUUUUGUAUGCGUUUUUUCUUCCUAUUUGAGAGCGUUCUGGUGUGCGGUUUGGGAGAAUAUAGAUAGAUUAUAGACCAUUUCCAACUUUUGGUAGUAUCCCCGAUAUAUUUUCACCUGUCGAUCGAAGGAGAAAGGUUCGCAAUAGAACUAUAUAAUAUUAAGAUAUUUGCAAAAGGGAAAAAAUAAGAGGCAUUUAGGGAAGGAAUAAUUAGGACACUGCUAUUAUCUGUAGUGUUAACAUUAAUAUAAUUAAUUAAUGGCGACUUUAGCACCAGUCUCCGGGGAAUAGGAUAUCUCGAAAAAUAUCACUGGGGCGUUCACUAUCAGCACCGGCAUGC